This is a messenger RNA of Vitrella brassicaformis, 844 nucleotides long. Lineage: Eukaryota; Vitrellaceae. The record is from the annotation of a GenBank genome assembly.
GGCCGGCCGGCGGUCGUUGCAGAAGCCUCGCGCAACUCCCUCUGGCCAAUCGCACCACCUAACACAGCAGCUGCGGCCAGCCUCUGCAACGAGCAUCGUGGAAGGUUCAAAAGUUGGCAGUGAGGGUGAGGGGGCCUCAGCAGGUCCACCAUCCUCAAUGCGGCAGUGCCGUGUGCGUGCCCCUGUGAGCGGUGAUGGCCGGUGGGAGUAUGGGGGGAGGCUGCAGGACGUGCUUGAGGCGGCGACGCAGCACCACUGGACGGCCGAGUGUCUGUGGAGGGAGGCGGUGGUGUUUGUUACGGCAUACAAGCUGCAGGAGGGCGACAAGGUACCAUUCAUCGAAGAGAUGCUGCCUGAGCGGUACUUCCAGUCGCCAUUCUAUCAGCAGGUCUGUACAUAUACAUUCGGAGUAGACAGAAAUGACUUGACAAAAGGAACCCUCCUUUGUAUGUGCGUCUUUGUCUUGCUUUGUGCAGUGUUACCUGGUCUACACGGCCCUUCGUGACUUCCAGGCCCAGCUGUAUCGCCCUCACUCAUGCCCCAGCACAUCCACCACAGUUUCACACAAUACGGCAGACAGCUCCGACUCUGCCGCUGAGCCCGCGAGCACUGGCACAGACACGCCAGCAGCCACACCACACCAGCAUGAUGAUGGAGGGGGUGCCUCUGCCCCCUCGUCUCUGUCUGAGUGGGUGGUGGCGUUCGACAAGCGGUAUGGGCAGGCGUAUGUGUUCAACACGCACACGGGGCAGAGCCAGUGGACGACACAGGGGCCCCUACUUGACCUCACAGACGGGAUAAAUCUCGAGGGUGGUCUCGAUACAUGACAUGAUCGGUGUGUGUG